AUCAUCAUUUGGAUUGUCGUAUUUCCAGCGAAUGCUAGCACAGUGGAGUAGAGUGAGGAAGUGACGAGGGCAAGAAUUUUGAAGUCGACAAUUGACUUGUGAGUUCCAGAAUAGGAAUACGUUGUGCAGCUCGAGCUCUUUUCGUUUUCUGCGAGUGUGCGUUUUAGCUGGAACAAGAUGGUGCCCAAGGUGUCCAACUACGAGUACGAGUUUAACAGAAUUAGAGAUCCAUCAUUUAGUCAUUGCUUGUCCUCGUCGUGCUAGCCCUAGCCCUCGUGAAGAUACUUAAUCGAAAUCCUCCGACAAAGAGAGUAUAUCAGGAAACUCAGCAGCGGCCAGUAGCACCACAUAUCAGAGAAAAUGAAAAAACUGGUCUAUGAUCUUGGUCUUCCUACGAUGUUGCUCAAUCAAAGUUCCCCUCGUCUCAAAGAUCGCAGAGUUUGGUCGCUCGUUCUGAUUAUACCAAAAGAAAAAAUAAUAUUUCGAUGUUGCUUCACUUGCGUGCGUGUCAUCUCAAGCAUACACAGUACCAAUCUCAUACUGAAAACAAAUAGGUGGUGGCAGGAACUUGCUAGUCGAAUUGAUGGGUAGAAGGUUCGGGUAUCAUAUUUGAUAUUAAUUUGGAUUUGCAUUCGGAAUAAGAAUUCUGCUACUUCUUCUAGUUGUGAGUUUAUUGCAAGAAGAUAAAAAGUAUUAUUGAUUGCGGGUGCUAUCCGUUUUCUCUCGCCGUUGCUGUUUCUCGAAUCGACCGAGUGGUCUUAUACCUUAGAGUAGUUAAUUAACAACUGUUGAUUCUACGUACUAUUAAUAUUUCUUGCAUCAACAAACUACGAACCUGACGACCUUCCUGCACUAGUACUUCAAGAGCUCCGUGGUCGCAAUCUCAAGAACAGUUCUCCAAAACACAACAAUCAUAAAAAGAACAUCAGGACAUCAUUACACCACAAUCUCAAUCAACUAAGUAGUCUAAGCAAGCAUGCAAUAAAUAUGUUGUAUCAGAACGAUCACAAGCACUACUUCUAACUAAGUAAGUCUCUUAUCAAUAAUUGAGUCAUUACUUCAACUCCAAGAAUUCAGCAUUGUCAGAACAAAUAGAUAGCACUUCUAGCAGCAAUAGCAUUAGUUGACUCAAGGAAAUCAACAAUCAGAGUCAGACACAAUGACCACUGCUCACUCCAUCUCCGCCUCGACCCCGUCUGCAGAAGUCGUUGCGGAUGAUGUUGAGAGGUCGAAAUCGAAAAGGAUUAAGCUUUUUGGGGAGUGGAUUGAUGUCACGGAUUUCCAUGCGCGUCAUCCUGGCGGCAGCGACGUCCUGUUGCUGUACGAAAAUCAAGAUGCGACCGACGUCUAUGAGGCCUUCCACGUCUCAAACCGAGCAAGGGCUAUCUUGAAACGACUCCCGCGCGUCGCAGGUCGUCAGGAGGCGGGUCAACAUCUUCCAGUGGAGGGUCCUCUUCCAGUGGAGCAAGAAGCAAAACUUCUUCAAGUGCUGGCACCUCCAACAACAGUUUCAGCAACCGUUUCUCCUAAUGACACAGGAAAUGGUGAUGUACCAAACUCGACGCCCUUGCGCUCCUUAACAGGGAGCGAGAUUGCCUCCUUGACAGGGAUUAAGAAGAGCAAUCCCGCAGAGGACAUUGAAGAUCAGCUGAGCGACGUGUCCACAAAUUCGCAAGUCGAUGCAAGAACCUUAUCUGACGAAACCGAAUACGAGGUUGAUGACGAGCUUUCUCCGAAGGCUGGUGCAGUAGGAGAUGUAGAUGUUCUUGAUGAAGUUGAUGAAGAUAUAAUCGAAAACGUGUCUUCCUCUAAGAAUCAUCUCGAGGAUGAUGCUCAUAGUGAAGAUGCUGUUGCCGGAGCUAGUGCUUCCACGAAAUCUACUGCAUCUUCUGCUGCUGCGCUGCGCGCAGCUCGUAACGCUGCGGUCCAAGAAGACUGGCGUGCCUUGGUGCAAACGUGGAAAGCGAAAGGGUACUACGAGGCGCGACCGUGGUUCGUUUGUACCUGGCUCGCAUGCGUUGUGCUCCUUGCUUAAGGCUAGUAAUGUCUAAAGAAUCUACUUAAACUUUCAGUCAAAUUACUUUCAAAUAGUAACAUACUUAUAUAUAAUAAACAAGAAUCUGAAUCACAAGAAUCACAAUCUUAAUCUACUUACAACAAAAAUAAGUCUUACUUGAAUACCGUUUAAAUAACGUCGACCGUUCUUCUGCUAUACUUAAUUCUUCUCUAGCACUAGGUAGUACUAGUGGGUGGUAGUCAGUCGUAGAAACUCAGGUUGAGUUUCUCGAAAUUAUUGUGUAGGCUCUUCAGGUCUUCAGUUUGGUGGUACUCUAAAGAGCAACAGCUGUGUUCCAGAUCACUUGCACUGUCUUUUUCUAAUUCCCUACCCUUGUAUUGCGGUACUGGGGCGACUAUUGGCGGCUUCUCGACGACAUUUUCGUGCCGUUGGAUGAACUCUGUAGCUCGAGUGUGCUGUUCUUGCUACCGCGAAUGUGUGUCUACAUGCUGCAUGCGACCUUCCGCGUCUUUCCCGCUUUGAUUCAGGGCUUCUUCUUUGGGCAAUUCGGCUGGCUGAUGCACUGCGCAGGUCACGCUGGCGUGUUUCGCGACCAUCGAUACGACUACUACCUGCAAGUUCUCUGCCUCUCGUUCUUUCUCUUAUGGAACCUCAACCUACCACAUCAAGCACAAAUAACUUGGAGUUUUUCUUUGCAUUCUAGUUAGAAGUACUUCUUGUUCUUGAAGAUUGCUUCCAUAUUCAUCUUCUAAUCCUAGCCGAUUCCUCUGUAUCGUGGAAGCGCAAGCAUGACAAGCAUCAUGCGAAAACGAACGUUUUGGAUCACGACCCCGAUAUCCAAACUUUGUUCUUCUUCGAGAACAAGAUUGUGGAUACCCAUUGGCCGUUCGGAGAAAAAGCGAAAAAUCUCUUGCUGCAGUAUCAGCACUACUACACCUACGUGCUAUACAGCUUCUUCGGCCACUGGCGUCAAGCGGAGUGCUGGUUCACGGUCUUUGGCGCAAGUGGCUACGAUAACGGCGUCCUAGUCAAGAAGAACACGAAUAAAACCGGUAGAAGUAGUGCAACUUCAACAACUACAUCUACUUCGGGAUCGGGAGCUAGUAAAAAAACCGAUGAUGUUGAAAUGGAACGCGGAAUCCUACGUCUCGAGUGUGCUGCAUUGAUCGGCCAUUACAUUUUGCGCUUAUUCAUCUACGCAACGUGCUUGCAGGAUUCGAUGUCGUUUCUGGGAUUUUGCUGGCAAUACCACAUCGCCCUGUCGGUGAUGGGGCUCUAUCUCUCCCUAGUCUUCACGGCGAACCACAAUCAGAUGCCCAUCCAACUGUUAAGGGUUUCCGCAUUACAUCCCUCACUUCCAGCCUCUUACUUUGGGUCUUUUCCUAGUAGAAAAGAAGCCAGGGAUGUUCUGAGGAAGAACACAUCUAAGACGGGAUGCCAAGGAAGAAACCAACUGGCUCGAAAUGAACACGAAUGGCACGGUGAAUUACCAGAGUGACAUCGUCUUUAAGAAUAACACUGAUCAUGGUCGUAGUGAAUGUGCUAGUUCUAGUAGUUGUUUACAGAGUAACAGUAUGAGUAAGUAUGUUCAUUUACUUUUACCGUCUACUAAACAGGACUGUGGUCGUACAAGUACUAGAGUACUGUUUGUGAUACUAGCACUUAUCUUUAGAGUAGAAAAGAAGUGACUCGUAUGGGUGGACCCGGAGGUCAAGAUGCAUAUCUGUAGAAAAUUAUUACAUAACAACUUAUUUGUUAUUUUCUUCUUCCUCUUCUUCUUCUUCUUCUUCUUCUUCUUCCUCUUUUUUUUCUUCUUCUUCUUCUUCUUCUUCUUCUUCUUCUUCUUCUUCUUCUUCCUCUUCUUCUUCUUCUUCUUCUUCUUCUUCCCCCUCUAAUCCCGCAUCGUUUAUGACCGGAUACCUGAACUUCCAGAUCGAGCACCAUUUGUGUCCGUCGAUGCCCUGCCACUUGUAUCCCACGAUUCAGCCGGACGUAAGGGAGCUGUGCAAGAAACACGGCAUUGCGUAUGGGCAGGGGACGUUUUGGCAGGCCCUGUGCGACAACCACGACGCCCUCGCUCGAGUAGCGAAAAUGAGAGGUGACCUGCAUGCGGAGUUGUCGACUACUUCUCGGUCUCCAGAAGCUGAGAUGGACAAGAAGAACGCAUGAAGAUUAUAAGAUUAAGAACAUGGUUAUGAAAGAAAAAAGUGCACUCACACUCAAAAAAAUUAGCUAUUUUCCUACUUAAAUCCUACCCAAUUUCUUGAGUGUGAGUGCACUUUUUCGUUUCAUAAUGGUCCAGGACCAAAGUUGUCGACUACUUCUCCAGGGUCAUCUGAGGAGAAAUUCAUAGCUUCUGCGCAGAGUCGGACGGUACAGCGUCGCUCUGGUGCUGGUGGGAUGGACAAGAAGAUGAACGCAUGAAGAUAGUAUAUAUGUUGAAGAUCGACGCUCGGAACACCUUACCUCAUGCGUAGAAAGGAGCAGCAUAAGCUCAAAAAAUAUGUAGUAGAUGUUGAAGAUUUGGCGCAUAGUAAAAAAACCAGGAUUUACCUCACGUCUCUACGGCCAUCAUGAACGAUGGCAACAGGGACAACAGCAUGCAUACGAAGAGUAUACCUGAUGAAGAAGAUCAACAUUCAUAAGAAGUAGCUGAAGUUCUGAUGGUAUUUUGUGCGGUAAGAAGCAAGUACUUCUGAUGAAGAGGAUUGAAUAGCAAGAACUGAAGAGAUUUAUGGGUUGCAAUUACUUUGGGGUAGCUGUCAAGCCUAAUAGAGCUAGAGGGUUCAUCUUUUCAUCUUCCUAGAAGACCUAACCGAAACAGAUCAUGGUAUCGUGUGAGAAGUGUGAUGUACCCUUACUUGAUCUAGAUCUAGAACUCUGGUGGAGAUACCUGCAAUACGAAUGCCGUGAGUUGUCGACGUGCAGCUGCUGUUGAACAGCUGACCCACUCGAUUUCAACUUAUAUAUAGUGAGUAUGUCAUUCCUAGUACAAGUUUAUUCUUGACUUUGAUGAGGGGAAGGAGUUUUCUUAUAAUUCGAUGUUUUGAUGGCUGUUGCUUCCUCAUGCUAGUCGUCUAGGGUAUAGUUCUUGUGACCUCCAAACAGCUAAAUCAUUUUGUUGAACGCGAACUAGAUGAUCAUGCAAAUAUGUAAUUGGAAAAAAGGCGCUCUUUCUAUUUCUUAUUCAUUGCUCAUCGAAAAAGGGGAACGAGCACUCCCAGCAUAGGUCAAUUGAAAUUGCACUUACCUAUAGAUACGGUGCUCAAACGGCAGCACUCGUCAUCUUCAACAAAUUUUCUAAUUUAUGAUUCUUCUAAAUGGCUCCUGGUGCGUUUAAAGUGAGAUCGUACAUUGUGAUUAGUUAUAGACGAAUCAGAUCCGCCAUCUUCAUGCAUUUGCGAUACAUUUCCCCCAACCAAAAUGGUGCUUGGCACAUUCGCUGUGUCAUUCGAAAGCUACGAGGAACUAGCAGGGGACCGCCUCUGCGACGGACAGGUUGCAGAUCGUAGACGUUCCUAAAUCGAUGAAUCAAGGCAAUAGGCUGGAGUGGUCAUUCUUCUUAUCGUUCAGCGGGGGCGUCUGUCUGAAUUUGAAUUACUGAUUGCCUCUUCGUUAAGCCGCACAGACACGUAAAAAUCUAGAACCUGACUCAGUCUCAGUCACUCUCAUUGUGUAGGAGAUUCAUCUCAAGGAAGAUCUGUUUGAUUUCCAUUUUGAGUCAGUAGCUAGAGAGGCAAAAAUGAACACGAGCAUGUCCAGUAGGAAGAUUCGCAGCUUGUUUCAAUCUAUCGAAGAAGCGGUCACCAGUUCCAGUUGUUAUAUAGAUGAGAGUGUAUGCGUAGUAUCUGUACUUACUUUUGUAAGUAUGUGUUUGUGAAGCAAGUUAAUCUAGCUGAUUCUGUUUCCCGAAAGUGUAGAUUGUGAUUCUCGGUAGGUUGAGAGCGUGGUAGUAACCGUUUCUUGAAUGCAGAGACUGACUGUGCUUGAAUGGCCGUGUUAUCAUCAGAAUCCUAGAUGUAAGGAUAAGUACUCAGAAGUGAGCAGGCACAACAGGAGGCACCAAUACCAAAGACUUAAGUUGCAUGUAAUAUCCUCAAUAGUACGUUACUAGUAGUUAAGGAUAAGGGUACGCAGUGUACUAGUUAAGGGUACGCACUAGUUUAUCACUAUUGAUUCCCUGUGGAGGACUCAACUGAGUGAAAUCCCCCCUGAUCAGAAGGGGGAAAUAAAGGGGGAAAAGGGCAACUCACUCGACCAGGGAUACUGAAGAAAUGGCGAAGAAAACAUUUUCGCAGUCGCAAGCACAAUGUGCCUCGCUCUGCAGUCCAUGGUAGCGUUGACGAGCUCUCAAGAGUUCGUUCGCACGCAGCUAUGUUGUGACACACCCUAAAAUAGACUUUCGCGUUUUUGAGAGAACUACUGCAGCAGUGUGCAACCUCCACUAGCUAUGUGAGUCUCAAAAAAUACGUGGCGAACAGUAAUGAGGUGGAACGACAAGGCAUCCAACUUCCACCUGUCUUGUCUUUGUCGUGGUUAUAUUUUUGAAGCAGACGAAAUAUAAUCAAUGAUUUGGCUACAGGAAUUAAUGAUUGAAACUACUCCUAUUGUUAACUUAUGGAUAUCUGUGCAGAAGCGUAAAUUACUUGUGGUUCUCUCAUCUACAUUUCAUAUCUACAUUUCAUAGCAUUAGAACACGAAAACAAAGAACAUAAUUAAAAGUAAGUUGCACAGGCAGUGGGAGUGCUCCAUCGCAAGUAACUAGUUCUGCGAACAAAAAUGAGUCUUAUUUACUGGAACAAAAAA
Amoebophrya sp. A25 is the source of this 6823-nucleotide messenger RNA. Lineage: Eukaryota; Dinophyceae; Syndiniales; Amoebophryaceae. The record is from the annotation of a GenBank genome assembly.